Sabethes cyaneus is the source of this 8963-nucleotide messenger RNA. RefSeq names its product patronin (gene Patronin). The record is from RefSeq and is a predicted model, not a curated record. Gene Ontology annotation, cellular component: microtubule minus-end. Gene Ontology annotation, biological process: negative regulation of microtubule depolymerization; cytoplasmic microtubule organization; neuron projection development. NCBI's taxonomy places the organism in Eukaryota, Metazoa, Arthropoda, Insecta, Diptera, Culicidae. The coding region runs from base 1172 to 6742 and encodes 1856 amino acids. The transcript has 27 exons. Gene Ontology annotation, molecular function: calmodulin binding; spectrin binding; microtubule minus-end binding.
GUCGAGAAUAGUUCGUCGUCGUCGGCGAAGGUGUUUAAUAUUUUAUGCGAAGAAGUAGUGCAGAAAGCGAAGACAUCUUUUUUCGUUUUCACAAUUUUUGGAAUUUAAAAUCAAUAGUGCAUAAUCUGGAAUGUGUACGGUUUGGGUGUUUCGUUGCGUAAGCCUGUAAAAAAUGUCCGUGUGGAAUCGGUUAACCAUGUCGUGGGUGAAUAGUUGUGUGAGAGAAGAAAAUCGCUGCUGAUUUGGGUUUGGCAAAUGGAAAGUCCGUCGUCAUCAAACUUACAGUUGCAGUGAUAAUUUUCCGUGCUGCUGAGACUGAAGAUUGAAUUUUUCAUCUUUGAAAUAUGCAAAAGUGUCUUGAUCUGGUGGAUAACAGUUGAUUCGUAAUCAUUAGUCGGGGACAAAGAACGCAACAGUGGGAUCAACACGAGCGAAGAACUCCGAAAAGAACGGGACUGAUAUGGAGAAAGACUUUUUCAAGUCUCCGAAACCGAGCUGACCGGAAGUUGGUGUGUGGAAUGCAGCACAACACGUACAAUUUAGUGAAUUCGUAUUUUUAAAUCUUAUAUUGUACAGUAGUGAUGAUUUUCGCUGCGUGCUAAUGAAUCCUGGCAAGAUAUGCAUAAUUGAAGAAAAAUAGUUCAGAAGAAAAUAACCGGAAAGUGACAGGUUAAUCGUUCAAAAGUGCAUCAUCUAUCGUGGAAUAGCCAUCAUCACUCGUGCGGCUGUCAUCUUGUAUCUACUCUACCAGUGCAUAUAUUAUAGGACUAUGUGUGAAUCACUGCUUGUGUGCCGUGCUGGCUGCAUCUACCUGGUCGAUGUGUGCUGGUGAACAACACUGUGUUGGGAGAUAAAGGAAUAUUAUUUUUCGUACCUUGGAACAAGUGAAACAAUCAUAGCAAAAGAAAAAAAACUAAAUGCUGAUGUGAAUGUUCGAUCUAUUAACAGCAGUUGCCGUCUGAGAUAAUAAAAGUGGAAUACCUACAUGCUUAUGCCAUGACAAGCAUUAAAAAGUUUUGGAAGAGAAAGUGAUUUUUUUGUUAGUUGCCUCGAGUAGACGUGAGGAAGAGCAUCAAGAAGCGUUUCCGCACAAUAGUGUCACAUAUAAUACCUACGGAUGUGUGUGUGCUUUAGUUUUUGUAUUGGAAAUAAUCAAUAAGCAGUGCGCAAAAUGGAUAUGCAACAGCCUCAGCAGAGAUCAGCAUUUGAAAUGGAAACGCAGGAGUCCCGAUAUGCCAAACAGCGCGCUUCAGUGAAAUGGCUCCUAUCGAAGGCGUACAACAAUCGAGUGCCGGAGUUCCUCAAGGAUCCCUUCUAUCGGGACCACGAAGGUCAGGACCACCUCAAGCCGCAGAUUGUCGUCGGCCUGGGGAACGCUUCCAUCUACUGCCAGGUGCUGAGCAACAUCUACUCCGAUCCCAACUAUCAGAGCCUGAAUCACUGGUCCAUUCUGCAGACCCUGUCCCGGAAGGGUGUGCCACUGAACGAAUCUCCCGAUCAGCCGCUCACGGAAACCGUUCUGAUACAAACGAAUCCUCUUAGAAUUAAUGCCCACAUGACUGUGAUAGAAGCGAUGAUGGUAUUGUACGCUAAAGAAGUCGCUUCCAGCGGAAGGAUUUCCAGUGCAUUGGAAAGAAUAUCCGGCCGCAGUGGGUCGCAACCCGCACAACACCACGAAGCUGCACUGCUCGGUUGGAUUUCGCAUGUCUGCAGUGCGCUGAAGCGACGCAUUGACUACGAGGUGGCCAACGGAGGUGUUGCCGGUUCCUCCUCUACCGUCGACGAAUACGGUCAACGACUUCAGAGCCCGAACAUUCCACCGGUUCGUGAUAUUCGUGACCUUUGCGACGGUGUCAGUUUAGCGUAUCUAAUAUCGUAUUAUUGUCCGAAAUUAGUUCCUUGGUCCAGUGUCAAAUUCAACCACGUACCAACCAUAGAGGACUCAAUCCACAACAUCCUCAUAGUUAGUAAUUUUUCAGAGCGAAGCUUGCCAUAUUCAGUGUUUCACAUGACUCCAGAGGACAUAACCUACAUGCGGGGGGCUAUGAAGCAGAACUUAGUCGUACUGUUGGCUGAUCUGUUCAAUUUGUUCGAGAUUCAUCCGGCGAAAUGUGUUUGUUAUCCUGGAAUGGAACAACAGCAGCUGCCGGAUUCCGGAACAAACGAGCAUGGCAUCGCGCAUCGGCGCGGAAUCGCGACCCACCAGGCCAUCGUGUCCAUUCCCGAGCUACGGUCCGGGCUCGAUUCGCCCCCGGGCAGCAGCGGUAGUGGUGGUGGUGGUGGCGGCGGCGGUGGCACCACCGGCGCUAAUGGAGCCUCCUCUUCUAGACCACCGUUUCAAGUGGUACGUUCGCCAUCCGCUAGUACACUACGCAAGCACGUAUCAGCUCGCGAUAUGCAGGAUCAGCAGCCACAGUAUCCACAACACUCGCAGCAACAACAACAACAACAACAACAACAACAACAGCAGCAGCAUCAGUAUCAAGAUCACGACGAAGGGUUUGUCGUCCAUCGAAGUAAAGGAGUGCCAACGUUAUCAUCAAUGCAAGAACCCCUGGUGCCGGCUCGAAUACGACAAGCCAAGGAAAAGACCAACAACGAUUCAAAGGCAGACGAAAGAGGCGAUAGUAUUCCUGCAGGUCGGCCCAGUAACUGGGAUGAAACCCGGAAGCCGAGUUUUUCAGGUCGGCGUUCGCGACGCAACUCACUUAGUGAAGAAUCUCAGCUGACAAUCGAGAACUUUGGUGGCUCACAGGACCAAUUGAACACGAUCGGUCGCUUCGAGCGAGAACGCAAAAUUUCCAACACUAGCCUAACGUCGGUGGAACCCGCCACUCCAGUGCGAUCGUCUUUGGCCGAUGCGCGUGGAUCGAUUCAGUUCGGCUACGAUACCGACUCGUCUGGUAACGAGAAACAGGAUCGAGAUACUGAGAAACCGGUACCGACAUUGCGGCGGCACAACAGCACCAAUCUACAUUCCAGCAGCGUUGAAAAAGACAUUAUCGAUGGCGAUAUGAGUUCCAAUUUCGGCGGUGUUGGUGGAAACGCAGGGUUAGUUAGUAUGGCUGACGUAGAAGGUACUCCGCGAAGGAAAACAUCCUUUGCGGGGAUGCCUAGCGGAAACACAACAACUUGGCAGCAGCAGGCUAUCAGCGUACAGAAAAUCGAUGAUUCUGAUGAUACUCAACCAGGAUACGAGGACGCCAGUAAGAUAUCCACCAUCAAAUUGAAACUGGAGGAGAAACGACGACUGAUCGAGCAGGAGAAACGCCGGAUAGAAUCCGCCUGGUCCAAGCAGUUGCAAACGGUUGGAAAACAAGCCUUUUUACAAGCUAUUAACAAGAGUAAUAAGGGUGGCAGUGUAACGGAACCGGAAGCAUCCAAUGGGUCCGGUGAAACGGUGGUAGUAGAAGACACUGGAGGUGCUACGGUAGAUAAAGCAGAGCGGCCGUGUUCUCUAAAGGAUUUGGAUGAUCAAAGUAAAUACGAAUCGAAAUGGAAUGCCCAAAUCAUCGAGCCCAAAAAGACACCAGAUUUGGAGAACAUGGACCUGGAGCAGUAUCAACAAAGUAUUUCAAAAAUGAACUCCAACCUGCACGACAUCCAGGCUGACAUUCAGCGUUUAACUCAACAGCAGAGCCAGAUCCAGGCACAAACGAUCCAGGCCCAACAGCUACUGCAUGCCCAGCAAAUCGCCAGCCUACUCAGCCAGCAAUACGGGUCUCAGCAAAAUAUCCAGCAAACGAUACACGGAACUUACCGGCCCAUCACUACUCAACUGUUCGGCUCUAGUCCUCAUCUACCGCAGCAAGCUGGACUGCUGCAGCAGCAGCCACCUCAACAGUCACCGCUUAACUAUGGCACAAGACCUCCCAGUCGUGACCCAUAUUUAACACAGCAGCAGCAAAUGCACACCCUGCAAUACAUCAACGACCAGGGCCAAUAUAUUCAGCAAGCACAGCAGCAACCGUAUCCCAACAAUAGUCAUAUGGGAUAUGAGAACGGGCAGUUCCGGAAGGAAAACCAAUACUCAUCCAAUCCGUAUUUAAAUACGGAGCAACCACAGCAACAGUUUUACCAGGAUUCCAACCACUAUCGGGAUUCAUAUUUGCUGCAAGAGGUUAAGGAGUCCCCUCUUCAACAGCAGCAGCAGCAACAGCAGCACAAUCAAUUCUUUUUGCAUGACAGCAGCAGUAGCACCCCUCCGCAGCCCGCUCAGCGAAGAACGUGGGCCCAAUCCGCGGCAGCCGCCGCCAACCAACGAGGUGGCACGAAUGACAUAGCGCUAGACAUUAACGCUUGGAAUCAAGGCAUGAGAAGUUCACCAUACAACAAAUCCCCUAGUCAAAGUGGCUUUUCACUGCAUCAUAACGGAGAUUCCGGCAGUGGUGCGGUCGAAAACUAUGGUCCCAAUAGCCGUCACGGCGGCAGCCAACAGUCAUUCCAAAAUCUUUUCGAAGUUCACCAUGGCUCUUCCGGUAGCCCACAGCACAAUCGCGUUAGAAAUCAAAUAUCUCAGAUGAUCAACCAUGGAAGUAGCAGCAAUUCUUCGCCCAGUGCAGAAAAUCGCAGUCAUCAUGACAGUUUUCGGGACAACCGAAGCAUGCCACUGUCCCCGCCGAUUGACGAUAUGGCACCGCAGAGCAUUUCUUUCAUCGGCGAUGAGGAUUCGGGCGACAUCGAGAUCAACACAUCGAAAAACAGUAGCUUUACCCGACGACAGCAGCAACAGCAACAGCUCGAACAGCUGUACGGUAGCAGUAAGAUGGGCCACAAAGCCCCCCAGAGCAAUAACGUUCACGACUUGGACAAGCAUUUAAGCAAACUGAAUAUUACCAGCGGUAAUCGUACUUAUAGGAUUCCAUCACCGACUAGGCCGACUCUCAACUCGAAUAGUUUCCAUGACCCACAACAGGACGAAGUGAAUGAGAAAGGCUUCUAUAUUUCAUUCGACAACGAGCAACCAAAGCGGCCGAAACCCCCACUCCGAACCAAACGCUCGCCGAAAAAAGACAAGCUCGGCAGUGAUGCGGACACCAGCGAACGAAGCAAAGAAUCCGAAAGAGCAAGCCAUAGAGAGAACAAUCAAAACAAUUUUGGCACCUUCAGCGUGAAGACAGCAAACAGUUUCUCCGCCAACUUCAACGAGGAGCAAGUGGUUAGCCGCAAGAGUAUUAUCGACAGUGCAACGUCACCGUUCGAAACGGGCACCACUGGCAAUCGGUCCAGUAACAAUAACAACACCACUGGCGGCAGCGGUGGCCAGAGUAUGGCUUACGAGAGGGACUUUAGCGAGAGGCGCCACUUGGAGGACGUAACGAAUCACACCAACAGCGGCGUUAAUAACAACAAUAUUCACCACUUCAACAAUAACAACAACAAUAAUAACGGAGAUGGUUACGGCAGUGAGAACGAGAAUCAGCGGAAAGCCAAGCUGGUAAUUGGAACAGACGUCACGAAUUUAGAUCCGAGCUCCGUCGACGAAAUGGAGCGGAAAAAGGAGAAAAUUAUGCUGCUGUCGCUGCAGCGACGACAGCAAGCGGAGGAAGCCAAGGCUCGAAAGGAAUUCGAAGCUAUACAGCGAAGAGAAAAGGAACGGGAGAAGGAGGAAGAACGAGCUCGCAAGAAGGAGGAACAGUUUGCCCGACGACAAGCAAUCCUGGAAGCACACAAACUCAAGAAGGCCAUCGAAGAAGCGGAGAGAGAGGGUAAGACCAUUGACCGAGAGCUGCUGAUUAAGCAUCAACAGCAUCAGGCACAGCUGAACCAGUCACCGGCAUCUGCAAUGCACCAAACAUCGACACCGAUCGCGAAAAUGCGCCCACAAAAGCUGAGUCGACCGCGGCCCAAAACGAUACACGUCGAAACCGGUUCGGUCGAUUUGAGCGAAACUUCCAGCCUCAGUAGUCGAGGCAAAAAGGGUUCCAAUACGAACUUGACCGGAAUCGGGUUGCAAAGCUCAAACUCCAUGCGACGAGAUUACUACCGGGGAUCGCAGGACUCAUUAGCCAUUCGAGAACCAGCGACGAUCGAACGAGGUCGUACGUUAUCACGUAUCUCACUAGCGAAAGGUGCCAAUUUCCGGGGACGUAAAUCCAACUCCCUGAUGAAUCUAUGCGAUUCCGACUCCGGCCUGGGACGUGCGACGCCCCCGAGACGCGCUCCGUCACCCGGCAUGGGACCCUCGAGUCGGCAUCUGCCUUCACCCUCCGGUCCUGGCUCGCUACCGCCAGGGCUAAUCACCAAACGUCGCGGCUUCGAUGAUGGUUCCAGCGACAUUUCCUCAACCGCCAGUUCCAUGAUGGACUACAAUGGUCCUAAAAUAUACAAACAACCUGCCACAAAAUCGAACCGAGGUAUUAUCCUGAACGCCGUUGAGUACUGUGUCUUCCCGGGUGCGGUGAACCGUGAUGCCAAACAGAAAGUUCUGGAGAAAAUUGCCCGAUCAGAGGCGAAGCAUUUCCUAGUGCUGUUCCGCGAUGCAGGCUGCCAAUUUCGGGCGCUAUACGGCUACUGGCCGGAAAAUGAACAGAUCAUCAAGCUGUACGGCACCGGCCCCAGCCAGGUGGACGAUGUGAUGUUCGAUAAGUUUUUCAAAUAUAAUUCAGGUGGUAAAUGUUUCACACAAGUGCACACGAAACACCUCACCGUGACGAUAGAUGCAUUCACGAUACAUAACUCUCUGUGGCAGGGCAAGAAAGCGAAUUUACCAAGUAAAAAGGAUAUGGCCCUAGUGAUUUGAAUUGGUUCCCGGUACGGUGACGUGAAACUAACCGCUAACUCCUCAUCCGCUGUUCCUCCGCCACCGGCGGCGGUGGCGGUGCUAAAAUCGCGACGGUGUAGGUAAAUUCGGAUUCUAAUGCUUUGAAACUACUUUGCUGUCGCACGCACAACAAAUUGCGAGGAUAUACGUUUGGGACUACUACAUAGUUUCGAUUUAUAAUAACUGUGUCAAAGCUAACAUUCUACUAGCAAAGUAACCAUCAGGAAAGGAAUAGUAUUUUUUCCUUUAUAGCAAGUUUAAGUGAAUUGUUGUUGAGCUAUCAGAAGAAAAAAAAAAGAAUUGUAAACGGAUUUGUAUGGCAGCUGUGCGGACAGAAUAAUGCAGCUUUAAAAAUUGAAAGAUUAACAACACAUGUUUAACUCGUCUCCGUGGGAUUUGAUUUUUACGCAGAAAGCAAGAGAGAGGACAUGUUGAGCAGUAUCCCGUAGCCUUGUAAAGUUGUUUAUUUUACUUAGAACAAAUUGAUGUUUGGAAAUGUGCUUCCAGCCUAGCACUGUGAAGCUUUCCAUUAAAAUUGAUCAAAAUUGAUUGUUUCUGCAAGACCUAUGUUUUGAAAAAACGUAAAAACGUGAAUAAAUCGUAGAUUGAUGAUCAAAAUGGUUCGCGUGUGUGGCAUUUAUUUAGAGUAAUUUUCAGUGGAUAUUCUUCAUUGGGGUUAUAAACUACGACAUUUCAGCAAGCUUAAGUUUGAGCCUGCGCAGAUUCCUGGCCACAGCAGAAAUUUUAUGCGAACUCCAAUGUGUGGAGACCGCAAAGCCUACUUCGAUCCUGCCUGUCAAAUCUCAUUGCGUCAAUUUCAUUUUCGUUCAGUUCACAUUUUUCGUGCGUUGUGCAUUGAUCGCGAAACUAUACCUACUUUUAAUUCUAUGUUUCUUUUCUGGAAUAUUGUGCUACUAAAAUAUGAUCUGAAAAGUAAGUAGGUACCUAUUCGAAUGCAGGAGUAUAACAAAACAAUUUUCGAAAUGCCAUGUAUUCCAAGUAUGGCUAGAUUGUUGACAAAUAUUCAAAACAAUCUUCCAAAUUUAUUGAGUUUUUGCAAUUAAAAUUUCAAUUUUAGACAUGAUUUCGUUGCAUCGCAGAACGAAUACAGUGCUUUGACGUUAAAUGCAAUUAGAUAUUGACCGCAACAACAGUAAGCGCUUCUGUCUUGAGCUCGCCAAAACUUCCCGUUUUCUGUCCUUUCACCUCUAGUAAUACCCAACGGAAACCGACCUAUAAAUACACACCCUAACACAGUACUGAAAAUAAAUCUAACUUACUAGUAAAAUGAAAUAGUUGUAGUAAUAAGCAAUUAAUUUAUUUCGCUCGUUUCUGUUUUUUUAUUGUUUCUGUUAUAAUCAUUUUUUUUAAAAAACAUCUUACUCUAACAGUACUUCCCGUGUUCAGAAUUGUAGCCCCCAAAGUUGCGACUACCGUAAUGUUACACACCACCAACUGAUUAAUUUAUUAACUGACUCGCGAUUGUACGCACCCGUAUAUUUUUUAACCAUAACUGCUAGACUUUUAGGGUAAUCAGAAUUGAGUAUAAAUACAAGUCCAUUAGUUGUGUAGGUUAGAUGCAUGGUAAAAUUCCAACCCAUUGACUUUUGAAGACUAAACUAUCGAUCGAUGAAUAUACAUACGCUACUAACUGAAGUUCGUGGAAAGGAAACAGCUCCCAUUAAAGAAUGAAUUUUAAUAUAUUUUUUUAGUAUUCCCAUUUCACUUUUUUUCGCCGAGUUCGAAAUGAAGUUUUUUUUUGCAACGAGUAAUAAAGAUGGAAAACUCACAACACACAUGUCUAAUCAUUAAUUUUAACUGUAUAUUACUGCUUUUUCGCGGGUAGCUACUCAUCGUUUAACAUGGAAUCGAAGAAGAAUGGGAUUAAAUGCGAAGCAUCCGCUGUGCAGAAGAUAAAAAAUGAAUAUAGAUGAGAAAAAUAUAAGUUAUAUUUAGUAAAAGAUGUAAAACAAAAAACAGUUAUUGAAUAACUCUUAGGGCCCAUUUGCCGAGCAUAAACUGAGUAAAAAAGUAUGAAGUAUCUGACCAUUUAACAAUUUUUGUUAAUAAUGAUUUACUACUGGUUUAAACAUAAUUUACUAGGAAUGAUUAAAACCAAUUAUUUUGUACAUCCAUGAAUACUAGGAAAAACAAAACAAACAAAUAAAAAGAAGUUGAUUAACGAAAACCAAUUUUAUUU